This is a messenger RNA of Triticum turgidum subsp. durum (durum wheat), 570 nucleotides long. NCBI's taxonomy places the organism in Eukaryota, Viridiplantae, Streptophyta, Magnoliopsida, Poales, Poaceae. The record is from the annotation of a GenBank genome assembly.
AUGUCGCAUUCCAACCAAGUAAGGUACACCGCGCGCUCCAUCACGCCCCCCGCCGACAGGGACAGCGGCUCCAAGUCGCCCCCACCACGGAGGCGCGCCGCUUCCAAGUCGCCUCCCCUGCCUCCCCCUCCACCUUUCCCUCCCAAGGGGGUGCGCACCAUCUCGAGGUCGCCUCCACCUAGUAGUACAAGACGCAGCGUCUCGAGGUCCCCUCCGCCAAAGAGGCGCGGCAGGUCAAGGUCCAGGUCCAGGUCCAGGUCCAGGAACAGGAGCCGCUCCAGGCAAGUCAUCAUCGGUUUGAUGAGCAAAGAUAAAGACGAUGUGAGGAAUCCUGGCAACAACCUCUAUGUCACUGGACUGUCCACACGGACGCAGGAAACUGACCUGGAGAAGUUCUUCAGCAAAGAGGGCAAGGUUAAAGACUGCCGUGUCGUUAUCGAUCCUCGUACGAAAGAAUCGCGUGGCUUUGCGUUCGUGACCAUGGAGAAUGUUGAGGAUGCAAGGCGCUGCAUCAAGUACCUGCACCGUACUGUACUUGAAGGCCGCCUCAUCAGUGUGGCAAAGGUAUAA